Beta vulgaris subsp. vulgaris (sugar beet) is the source of this 1953-nucleotide messenger RNA. RefSeq lists its product as hypothetical. The record is from RefSeq and is a predicted model, not a curated record. NCBI's taxonomy places the organism in Eukaryota, Viridiplantae, Streptophyta, Magnoliopsida, Caryophyllales, Amaranthaceae. The transcript is spliced from 8 exons. The coding region runs from base 284 to 1486 and encodes 400 amino acids.
AUUUCAAUUAAGGUGUACUCUCCAAAACGUUUUGCGUUCAAAGAAAUUCACACGAAACGCAAACAUAUAAAAUCUCACUGCGAUUGAAACCUGUUCUUCUCUUCUCUAGUUACUCCAACUCUACUAUGCUUUUCUCUCUCCUCUUACUCUUCAAUCUUGAUUGAUCUCAAAGAAUUCGAACUCUAAUUUCAUCAGAUUUUCGAUUCAAACGAACUCCUUUCAUUUCAAUCAGAGGAGAUUAUGCAAUGUAUUUGGUUUGGACUGAGUAUAUAUUGAGACGACGAUGAUUAAUGAGUUUAGGAGUGGGAUUCGGAUUCCAGGAAUGAAAAUUGGGGGAGGAUGGCGUCGAUUUUUGUUUUUGCUCCCUGUUAUGAUCUUCCUGCCUUAUCUGUUAUCUGUUUUAGAGUUGCAUAAGUUCUCAACUACUGUUGAUAGACCUAGAAAGAGUGGUAAGAAACCCGAUCAUCUGGUCCUAGGUCCAGCUGCAGGUUAUGGUUUGCAAAAUCGCUUGCAUUGCCAAGGCACAAAGGCCUUGAACAAAACUCAACAUGCUGCCCCUCAGAGCCUAAAUGCUGGAGAAAAUGUAGCCUUUGUUACAGUAUUCACCAUAUAUAAUUCUUCUGAGAAGAAUAUUGAGAAAAGUUCCUCUGAUCUAGUGACAAUUGGAAAUACUUCGUACACGAAGUUGGAGAGGUCAAUGGCUAUCUUGGAGUCAUUUAUUGACUUCAUCCAGGUCACAAUGCCUUCGAGCAAUGUAAUCAUUCUAACUGAUCCGGAUUCGAAUCUCAACAUCAACAAAGAAAGAGUUACAGCUUAUCCCAUUCAAGGUGAAUAUUCACGAGACAGAUUGAUGCUUCAAAGAAUUAGGUCUUACAUUGCCUUCUUGACUGCAAGACUCGAGGAGCAUAAUGAGCAUGUUCAAGAACAAAUGAACCAUUACAUUUUCACCGAUUCAGAUAUAGCAGUGGUUGAUGAUCUUGGCCAGUUAUUUGAUCAAUACUCAAGCUUUCAUUUAGCCCUAACCUUCAGAAAUAAUAAAGAUCAGCCUCUGAACUCUGGGUUUAUUGCUGUUUGGGGAACUGCAGAGGGCCUCCAAAGGGCUAAGGAGUUUCUGGAGGAAGUUUUAGAAGCGUACACUACAAGGUACAUGAAAGCUUCGAGAAUGCUGGGUGAUCAGUUGGCUUUGGCUUGGGUAGUGAGGUCUCAUCCAUCAUUUAAAACACACAGAUUUUCCAAACCUGUUGCUUUCAUUGAAGAAAUAAAUGGUGCUUCUAUCCUAUUUCUACCUUGUGCUCUGUACAACUGGACUCCUCCGGAGGGCGCAGGACAAUUUCAUGGCAUGCCGCUGGAUGUAAAGGUUGUUCACUUCAAAGGAUCAAGGAAACGGUUAAUGCUUGAAGCUCGGAACUUUUUUCGUUCUUCUUUGAACAUGGAUGACAUGUUAUGCCUUGUCCUAGGCAGUGGAAGAACAAAAUAUGACUUUUGAGUUGCAGUUGCUUGUACAUUUGCAUCUUUGAUCGGCCAAAUGGAUGAUUGGAAGCCACUAUUUUUGGUUCCACGCAUGGAUGAUUGAUGAAAAGAUCGAUGAAGCGACUAGGGGAAUGUCUCUUAACUUUUUGGGAAGGUUAUGAGAACCUUCUUAACUCUUGUAUCAUAGUAAUACUUGUUAGAUUAUGUUAAUAGUCUUAUAAACAGAAUUAGUCUUUGUCAAUUGAUAACUUCCCAUGUAGAAUAAUGGUUAAUCAGUCCUGAUUUUUUGAAGGUACGUUAAUACUGUAUUUAGAAGAGAAGAGAGAGAAAAUGAGCAACACUAUGACUUCAUGAAGUCAUGGUGUUGGGUUGGAUACUUGACUAGUUGGAUGUGAAGGGAGAGAAAGAAAUUGGGAUUUUUUUCUUCAAUUUUUCAAUGUCUAACAUGAAUUAUAAUAGAGCUUAUUUUGUCGUUUCAAUUCA